AUGUUCUUUCAUUUCUUUGGCGUUUCUAUCCUCUUGGUCAUCUUCGCCACCGUUGGUACCGAUGCCACAAAGGCGUUUGAUAGGCGCACUUUGGAUGACAAAGAGGUAGAUGAUUUCCUGGCCAACGAUGCAAGAGCAGAACAAAGGGAACUCGAAGAAGGCAGCGGCGGUCUAUUUGAAGCUUGUAAUGAUGAUAAACCAUGCCAGGAAGAGGGUUUGACCUGCGUGAGAUGGGUCACCCGAAAGAGAUGUGUGCCCAUCAAUUGCUUGAAAGAGGAAUUACUAAACUUUCAAAACAGCUUCGACAGAGAAACCUACUUUCAAAGAGUUUCAGCAGCUGCUGGAGUUGACAAUUCGAAUGGCUUGUUUCAGUGGCUUGGAGGUGGUGGAAUUCCAAUGGGAAUUCGACCCUCUGGCAGAAAGGAGGCUUUCUUCAAUGCCCUGGAAAACAACCCAGAAUUUCUAAAUGGCGUUUCUUCCAUUGGCCGAAAAUGCUUCUUUGGUGAUGCCAAUGCUACCUCAACAACUUCUGAUAGCAAGCAAACAUCACUAUCAUGGACUGGUUACACCCUCGAAGGAGGCCUCAUCCUUCCUGACUUUGCCUGGUCGACUUACAGUGCUGCAAGCGGCUUCGAUGGACGUGAUGGGGAUGGAGCACGCGAAUUUAAUCGCUAUUGUGUUGGAGUUGAGCCGGGUGCAGGCCUUUUCACUGGAAUUAUAGGUGCCUUUGGAUGGACGCCUGUGACUGGAUCGCCAGAAGACCUUCUGGCAUGUGGGUACUUGAUGGCUGACUUGGAUUUGGGAUUUCUAGUUGGUGCUGGAGUUGCCGCUGGGGUUACCUUCAAUGGUAUCGUCUUUUUUGAAUAUGAAUUAUCCUCCAGUCUCUUGGCCAUUGGUGGUGGUGCAGGUGUAGCAGUUUGUGGGGCAGCCUGA
Molecule: messenger RNA, 933 nt
Organism: Seminavis robusta
Lineage: Eukaryota; Bacillariophyta; Bacillariophyceae; Naviculales; Naviculaceae
Source: the annotation of a GenBank genome assembly